Ipomoea nil (Japanese morning glory) is the source of this 2683-nucleotide messenger RNA. RefSeq names its product chloride channel protein CLC-b-like. Gene Ontology annotation, cellular component: plant-type vacuole membrane; intracellular membrane-bounded organelle. Gene Ontology annotation, biological process: transmembrane transport; chloride transport. NCBI's taxonomy places the organism in Eukaryota, Viridiplantae, Streptophyta, Magnoliopsida, Solanales, Convolvulaceae. The record is from RefSeq and is a predicted model, not a curated record. The coding region runs from base 190 to 2502 and encodes 770 amino acids. The transcript has 6 exons. Gene Ontology annotation, molecular function: nitrate:proton symporter activity; voltage-gated chloride channel activity.
CCUGCCUGCCUGCAUUUUUUAUUUUUUUUAUUCUGGGCGAGAUUUAUGUUUUCCCCAGCAUUCUAUUCUUCCAAUUACUUGUCUACAUAUAUUGAUUCUUCCUCCAUUCCCAACACAUGGAUGUGGACCCUUAACACUCGAUCAUAUCAAGCUAAUCGAUCUUAGCUAGCUAGCUAGCUUGGCUUCUGUAUGAGCAUGGAAUUUGCAGGAGCAGGAAGCACUAACGAGAUGGAGGGGCAGGCAGAUGACGACCCAGAGAGCAACUCGCUGCAUCGACCUCUCCUCAAGAGAAACCGCACACUUUCCUCCACUCCGGUAGCCAUGAUUGGAGCUAAGGUUUCUCCCAUAGAGAGUCUGGAUUACGAGAUCAAUGAGAAUGAUCUGUUCAAACACGACUGGAGAAGUAGAUCAAAAUCUCAUGUUUUGCAAUAUGUUUUCCUAAAAUGGACACUGGCGUUCUUGAUUGGGCUUCUAACUGGAUUAAUAGCCACCCUCAUAAAUCUCGCAAUCGAAAACAUUGCAGGCUACAAACUUCUUGCAGUGCUCAACUACAUCGACAACAACAGGUACCUUAUGGGUUUUGCAUAUUUUGUUGGGACCAAUUUUCUUCUCACAAUGAGUGCUUCUGUUCUGUGUGUCUUUUUUGCACCUACCGCCGCAGGCCCCGGAAUACCUGAAAUCAAAGCAUAUCUCAAUGGAAUAGACACUCCCAAUAUGUUUGGUGCCACAACACUGAUUGUCAAGAUCAUUGGAAGCAUUGGAGCUGUAUCAGCAGGCUUAGAUUUAGGAAAAGAAGGGCCAUUGGUACACAUUGGAACUUGCAUUGCUUCUUUAUUAGGUCAAGGUGGGCCGGACGAUUACCGCAUCAACUGGCGUUGGUUCCGUUACUUCAACAAUGACAGGGACCGCAGAGAUCUCAUCACCUGUGGCUCAUCCUCAGGUGUAUGUGCUGCUUUCCGAUCCCCGGUUGGUGGCGUCCUCUUUGCUUUAGAGGAGGUGGCAACAUGGUGGAGGAGUGCUCUUCUCUGGAGGACCUUCUUCAGCACAGCAGUUGUUGUGGUAGUACUCAGGGCUUUCAUUGAGUACUGCAAAUCUGGUAACUGUGGGCUCUUUGGAAGAGGAGGAGGCCUUAUCAUGUUUGAUGUGGGUGGAGAAACUGUGAGGUACCAUGCUGUAGAUAUCAUCCCUAUUACACUCAUUGGAGUCAUUGGUGGACUUUUAGGAAGCCUCUACAACCAUGUUCUUCACAAGAUCCUCCGCCUUUAUAAUCUCAUCAAUGAGAAAGGGAAAUUACAUAAGCUUGUUCUCAGUCUGAGCGUAUCACUUUUCACCUCUGUCUGCCUAUAUGCACUUCCUUUCCUUGGCGGAUGUAAGCCCUGUGAUUCUUCUACUUCUACUGCAGAAGGGACUGGAAACUUGAAACAAUUCAACUGCCCAAAGGGAUACUAUAAUGAUCUUGCCACUCUUCUCCUUACCACCAAUGACGAUGCUGUCCGCAAUAUUUUCUCUGUAAAUACUCCCUCAAGAUUUAAUAUCUCAUCGCUUGCUAUCUUCUUCAUGCUGUAUUGUAUCUUGGGACUGAUCACAUUUGGAAUUGCUGUGCCUUCUGGUCUCUUCCUUCCUAUUAUCCUCAUGGGUUCGUCUUAUGGUCGUUUGCUUGGCAUUGCGAUGGGAAAAUAUACGCAUAUUGACCGGGGGUUAUAUGCUGUUCUUGGUGCAGCUUCCCUAAUGGCUGGUUCAAUGAGGAUGACUGUUUCCCUGUGUGUCAUAUUCCUUGAGCUCACAAACAAUCUCCUUCUCCUCCCAAUAACCAUGCUUGUGCUUCUGAUUGCAAAAAGCGUAGGAGACUGCUUCAACCCGAGUAUCUAUGACAUAAUAUUGGAACUGAAAGGCCUGCCUUUCCUGGAUGCAAACCCUGAGCCAUGGAUGAGAAACAUAACAGUGGGUGAGCUUGCAGAUGUGAAGGCACCAGUAGUUACGCUCUGUGGAAUAGAGAAGGUGGGUCGUAUUGUGGAGGUGCUUAAGAACACGACGUACAAUGGUUUCCCUGUGGUGGAUGAAGAAAGAGUGGCAACAGAACUUCAUGGAGUGGUGCUAAGAACUCACCUUCUGCUGGUACUGAAGAAGAAGUAUUUCAUGCAUGAAAGGAGGAGGACAGAGGAGUGGGAAGUGAGGGAGAAAUUCAGCUGGGUGGAUUUGGCUGAAAGAUGGGGUAAGAUUGAAGAUGUGGCAGUGACAAAUGAUGAAAUGGAGAUGUAUGUUGACCUGCAUCCCCUUACCAAUACAACCCCCUUUACAGUAUCAGAAAGCAUAUCAGUUGCAAAGGCAAUGGUGCUGUUUAGGCAGGUCGGACUUCGUCACAUGCUCAUUGUACCCAAAUAUCAGGCAGCGGGGGUAUCUCCAGUGGUAGGAAUCUUGACCAGGCAAGACCUCAGGGCACACAACAUCUUGGCUGUCUUCCCUCAUCUAGCCAAAUCAAAGGGCAGUAAUAAGGGGCACUGAGAAUAAAAAUGGCUGCUAGGCUAUCUUUCUUGCAACAUUCUUUAUAUAUUCCUUUUAAUUUGCACUUGUAUUCCCAAUUCACAUUCUUUCUCAGAGAUUCCAACAUAAGAAGAAAAGACAACAUUCUUUUUAUCAUCAAUUAUUUAUAUAUAUAUAUAUAAUAACAAAGAAUUGAUAUGUA